GUUUGCGUUCUUCGUUAUUUCCCGUGUAUAAAGGAGGCAGAGGGGGUAACAGCCGAAGAAAAUGGAAAAUUUGGAGGAGGUGCUGCAGGCGCUCGACGAAUUUCAGAAAAUGCGACCGAGUGAGAUACCCCGGGAGCUGGAGGACUAUUUGUGUUGGGUCGCGAAAACCGGUGAUCCGGUUUACCAGUGGUCACUGAUCAAAACACUCUUCAGGGAGAAGCUCACCCGUGUGAUGACCGAUUUCUACGAGAGCUGUCCAACCCUGGAACUCGCGCCCUGUCCCAACGUCGAGCAUUUUAACUAUGACACCAUGAAGAGCAAUCUUUUGGAACGAUUGGAGUCAUUCGCGAACGCACCGUUCACUGUCCAACGAAUUUGUGAACUGCUGACAGCACCACGUAAGGAAUACAACAGGGUUGACAAAUUUAUGCGUGCCAUAGAAAAGAAUAUCUUGGUUGUUUCCACCAGAGAACCAGGACCGAUCGCGAGGAGGAACGAAAACGGGGACGGUAUGGUCAACGGAUCCGUCGACGAAGAUGCCUCUACCACGCAACCGCCUGACGUGGAAAUGGAGUAUUGGGAGAAGGACUGCCCUUCUACUGUUACAAUUAGUGUACAUACCGUUGAAAAUGAAGCAUCUAUAUUGCACACCGUCGUACCAACUACGGGUGUUGUAAAAAAUAUAUUUGGCUCUGAUGAAGCCUCUCAGGAAAAAGCCGAGUCAACAUCCCCUAAGGUGGAUAGUGCUGAAUCUAAUUUUAUACCAACCACUUCGGAGUUUUCCGGUGUUCCAAAUUUAACGUCUCAAACACAAAGUCAAGAGCCACAAAUAGGACCUACUAUACAAAAUCUGACAACCAUAGUUCCUGAAACCUCUGCGAUCACAGGCGAUGUUCCAGAAGGUAUAAUGAAUGAGGAUACCAGUUCUCAACCUAGUUUAGACUUAGAGAAUGAAGACGAGGAUGGCGCGGACUCUACAAGGAAGUUACAAACAACUUUUCAAACAAAGGACUUUGGAUCAAGUGAAAACAAAGUAUCAAAAUAUUAUUCAGAUAAUUCUAAGGUAAAUGAAAAGACAAAAGUAGGACCAACGCAUAUACAAGAAGAAUCAAAUAAAGUUAAUGAUACAUUGGUUAAGGAUGAUGUGGAAUCCAAAGCACCGUUAAACAAUAAAGAGGUCAUCGAUCCAGCAGUUGAUAAUCUUUUAAAUUCUUCUGAUGCAACUUUGGAGGACACUGCAAAGUUGGAAGAUACAGUGAUAGAAAAUACACAAACAAUUAUCGAUACACCUGAUACAAACACGGAUGAAAAAAAAUCUCUACCUUCAGAUAAUACCAAUACAGGAGAUACAUUGUCAAUGAACAAUUCAAAUAAACUUAUGGACUCUUUACAGUUAUCCACUGGUGAGGCGAUGCCAGUUGAAACUUCAGCUGUAAGUACAUCUGAAGAUAUAUCUUUGGAAGCAAAAAGUAUGAAGGAUGAAAGUAGAAAAGCAGAACUAGUGGAGGAGUUAAAACCUGUAACAGAAGAGUUAUGUCCUAAAGACAAUAUCGUGGAAAAUUUCAGUGAAAACUUAGAGAAGGAGAGUGUAACCAUAACAGAAACUACGGAAGACGAGCCCAAAGUAAUUAAAUCUAUAGUACCUGAACCAAUCCCUAGUACGGAAGAACCACAAGACACAGAAACUGUCAGUACAAAAGAGGAAGUCAAAAUGUCUGUUGAAAGUAACAGUAUAACAGAAUUGCAAGGUAAUAUUAUAGCUACUAUCUCAUCUAAAGAAGAAGACAGUGAUACAGUGAUGGAAACUGUUACAAGUAAAAAAGAGCAAGAUGCAGUAGAAUUAAUGGAAGUAGAUGAUGAAGAAACAUCAUCAAUGUUUCAACAAGACGAUGAACCAAUGGAACAAGAAACAGCUCAUACAUCUCAAAGUUAAUAACGUUUAAGAUGGUCAGGUUGCUUUUAAUGCUCGAUUUUUAUUUUAACAAGAAACAUUAAAGAAA
This is a messenger RNA of Dufourea novaeangliae, 2000 nucleotides long. It is a transcript of the gene PPP4R2r, whose product is annotated as serine/threonine-protein phosphatase 4 regulatory subunit 2. Gene Ontology annotation, cellular component: protein phosphatase 4 complex; nucleus; cytoplasm. Bases 62 to 1933 code for a protein of 623 amino acids. The record is from RefSeq and is a predicted model, not a curated record. Gene Ontology annotation, molecular function: protein phosphatase regulator activity. Lineage: Eukaryota; Metazoa; Arthropoda; Insecta; Hymenoptera; Halictidae. The transcript has a single exon. Gene Ontology annotation, biological process: protein dephosphorylation.